GCGAACUUUUCCAUAGCCUCGCCAUCGUGCACCAUCAACCAACGACCGCUAAGGGACCACCAUUGAUCGCACAUAAGCCGACCGAUCACCCGGUGUACAAUCAAAGACCUCACACACGAUGCUUCGAUCAUUAGCGACGCGCCUCCCGCGGCGCGCGGUCGCUUCGACAACCCCCCGUCUUACUACCAGUUUCCGCCCCUCUACCUUCACGCCCUCCUCACGCCGGGGUCUCGCGACGAUUAUCGAAGCCAUUCCGAAAGAGCCGACAGAACUCGAUGCCAUCACGACCCUCCCCAAUGGCCUGCGCGUUGCUUCUGAAGCGCUACCGGGUUCCUUCUCCGGCGUAGGCGUCUACGUUGAUGCCGGCUCCCGGUACGAGGAUGCCGGCCUGCGGGGUGUCAGUCAUAUCAUGGACAGGUUGGCCUUCAAGUCAACGGGCAGCCGCAGCGCAGACGACAUGCUCGAGUCGGUCGAGGCCCUCGGCGGCAACAUCCAGUGCGCAAGCUCACGAGAGAGCAUGAUGUACCAGGCGGCGACGUUCAACGGCGCCGUGCCGACGACGAUUGGGCUGCUCGCCGAGACGAUCCGCGACCCUAAGCUCACCGAGGACGAGGUGCUCGAGCAGCUCGGCACCGCCGAGUACGAGAUCAAAGAGAUUUGGAGCAAGCCGGAGCUUAUUCUGCCCGAGCUCGUCCACACGGCUGCUUUCAAGGACAACACCCUCGGCAACCCCCUGCUGUGCCCGGAGGAGCGCCUCGGCAGCAUCUCGAGGGAUACGAUCAAGCGGUACAGAGAUUUGUUCUACCGUCCUGAGCGUAUUGUAGUUGCAUUCGCAGGUGUCGAGCACACAGAGGCAGUCAAGCUGGCGGAGCAAUACUUUGGCGACAUGCAGCCCUCCUACCAAGAACCCACGCUCUCAAGGACAGGCUCAGAGACCUCCAUUGGCUCCGCGGCCUCAGAAUCCACUGACGCGUCCGCCUCCGCCUCCGCAUCUUCCUCCCCAGUCCAACAACCCUCAAAACUCCUCUCCAAAGUACCCUUCUUCAAGAACCUCUCCACUUCAGCACCGGCCAACGCCUCCGUCCAGAGCGGCAGCGCAUCGCAGCUCUACGGCAUCAACUCACCAGCCCACUACACCGGUGGCUUCCUCUCCCUCCCGCCCCAACCCCCAUCCCUGAACCCGAACCUCCCGACCUUCACCCACAUUCACCUCGCCUUCGAGGGCCUCCCUAUCUCCUCAGACGACAUCUACGCCCUCGCGACACUGCAGACCCUCCUCGGCGGCGGCGGCUCCUUCUCCGCCGGCGGCCCCGGAAAGGGAAUGUACUCCCGCCUCUACACAAACGUCCUCAACCAGCACGGCUGGGUGGAAUCCUGCGUCGCCUUCAACCACUCCUACACCGACUCCGGCCUCUUUGGCAUCUCCGCCAGCUGCAUCCCCGGUCGCACGGCGAGCAUGCUCGACGUCAUGUGCCGCGAGCUCCGCGCCCUCACCCUCGACACGGGCUUCUCGGCCCUCAAGGCGGCCGAGGUCAACCGCGCCAAGAACCAGCUCCGCUCGAGCCUGCUCAUGAACCUCGAGAGCCGCAUGGUGGAGCUCGAGGAUCUCGGCAGGCAGGUCCAGGUCCACGGGCGCAAGAUCCCCGUCACGGACAUGUGUCGCAAGAUUGAGGCGCUGACGGUCGAGGACCUGCGCCGCGUGGCGCGUAUCGUCGUCGGCGGGCUGGUCGAGAACCCCGGCAAGGGCAGCGGUGCGCCGACGGUUGUGUUGCAGGAGGCGCAGGCGCACGGCGUCAGUACGCAUACUAUCGAGUGGGAGGCGAUUCAGAAUACGAUUUACGACUGGCAGUUGGGCAAGCGGUAAAAAGGUCCCAGAGGAUGGUUUGUCUCGAUAGAGUGUAGCGAAUGUGGGCUGUGUUGGGAUAGAGAGGUGGCACAGAAAGUGGCCAUAACUUGUAUCAUAGAAGAGAAAGAGGCAGAAGAAACUCGACAAGUUUGGAAGGGUUGUUAGGGUGAAGUGUAAAAGUAUUUAAUGGCUGGCUAUCCUCGAGGACACAGGGUGUGUUCUCUCAGCA
Colletotrichum scovillei is the source of this 2075-nucleotide messenger RNA. Its product is annotated as insulinase. Gene Ontology annotation, cellular component: mitochondrion. NCBI's taxonomy places the organism in Eukaryota, Fungi, Ascomycota, Sordariomycetes, Glomerellales, Glomerellaceae. The record is from RefSeq and is a predicted model, not a curated record. Gene Ontology annotation, molecular function: metalloendopeptidase activity; metal ion binding. The transcript has a single exon. Bases 119 to 1864 code for a protein of 581 amino acids.